GGUGAAGGGUAGAGGGCGGGGCAGGGCAAGGGGGGAAGGCAGCGGAGGGUAUAUAUGAGGGUGCUGCAGCAGGGGUCAGCACCACUUGAGGAGUUCCACGUUUGAAGUCAACAUGUCGAAGGCUGUGUUCGCCGUGCUUUGCCUGUGUGUGUUGGUGGCCGCAGCUAUGGCUAAUCCCAUGCCUGACCCAAGCCAUACCGGCUACGGGAGCUAUGGCGGCCAGUCCUACGGCGGGGGCCGUCCCGGAGGCAGUUACGGAGGCUAUGGCAGCGGUUAUGGCAGUCAUGGCAGCGGUUAUGGAAGUCAAGGCAGCGGUUAUGGCAGCGGUUAUGGAAGUCAAGGCAGCGGUUAUGGCAGCGGUUAUGGAAGUCAAGGCAGCGGGUACGGCAGCGGUUAUGGCAGCGGUUAUGGAAGUCAAGGCAGCGGGUACGGCAGCGGUUAUGGCAGCGGUUAUGGAAGUCAAGGCAGCGGGUACGGCAGCGGGUACGGCAGCGGUUAUGGGAGUCAAGGCAGCGGGUACGGCAGCGGUUAUGGGAGUCAAGGCAGCGGGUACGGCAGCGGUUACGCGAGUCAAGGUAGCGGUUACGGCAGCGGUUACGCGAGUCAAGGUAGCGGUUACGGCAGCGGUUACGCGAGUCAAGGUAGCGGUUACGGCAGCGGUUACGCGAGUCAAGGUAGCGGUUACGGCAGCGGUUACGCGAGUCAAGGUAGCGGUUACGGCAGCGGUUACGCGAGUCAAGGUAGCGGUUACGGCAGCGGUUACGCGAGUCAAGGCAGCGGUUACGGCAGCGGUUAUGGGAGUCAAGGCAGCGGUUACGGCAGCGGUUAUGGGAGUCAUGGCGGCAGCGGCUACGGAAGCUAUGGCGGUUAUAGAGGAAGUGGCGGGUCCGGUGGUUAUGGCCGUGGAUAUUACGGGUACUGAGGUUUAAGUGUACACAAACCGGAUUAAAGAGAAUAUGUAUAUAAUACGCUAAUAAAUCUUGUAAACUA
Molecule: messenger RNA, 990 nt
Organism: Eriocheir sinensis (Chinese mitten crab)
Lineage: Eukaryota; Metazoa; Arthropoda; Malacostraca; Decapoda; Varunidae
Product: keratin-associated protein 6-2-like
Exons: 4
Coding region: 113-922 (269 amino acids)
Source: RefSeq, a predicted model, not a curated record